This is a messenger RNA of Ylistrum balloti, 3233 nucleotides long. Its product is annotated as piRNA biogenesis protein EXD1-like. Gene Ontology annotation, molecular function: 3'-5' exonuclease activity; nucleic acid binding. The record is from RefSeq and is a predicted model, not a curated record. The transcript has 11 exons. NCBI's taxonomy places the organism in Eukaryota, Metazoa, Mollusca, Bivalvia, Pectinida, Pectinidae. Gene Ontology annotation, biological process: nucleobase-containing compound metabolic process. The coding region runs from base 1 to 2328 and encodes 775 amino acids.
AUGGCCGAGUUCACGGGGAGACGAGUAAAGAUUCUGCUUGAGAAUGGGACGGAUUAUGAGGGAUUCGUACAUUCAAUGGACCAAUCAAUGGGCAAACUUACUCUUGAGAAAGUUAUCAUUCCGUCAUCAGGGAGGAAGUUUCAAGGCCUGAAACAUUUCUUCAGGGAUGAUAUCGUUUCAGUUGAUGUCUUGGAAGGACAAAUUAAAUCAAAGAAAGAAGAAAAAAAUGACUGUUUUGUUCCAGAUAGGAGGGAUCCUGGACCACGGAUGAUGUCUUGUAAAUACACUCCAUCGUACUUGGACAAACUGCAAUCAUUUGAUCCCAAAGAUAAACUGCUGAAGCGGAUAUCAUCAAAAGAGGAUCUGAAAUCUGAUUCUGAACAAACUGUAAAGCCAGAAUCAAAGAGCCCUGACAAUGAGUCCAGUGACCAGGACAUGGAAAUUACUGACAAUUUGUUUGUGGUCAUCAAUAAAGUGGAUGACAAGUUUGAUAAAGUGAUGAGAGAGAUUUACACCCACAAGAUAAUAGGAGUUGCAUUGGAAGGUGUGUGUAUAGGAAGGUCAGGAACACUCUGCUGGUUAAAUAUUGUUGUACGUCAACAAGUCUUUCUGUUUGAUGUGCUGAAAAUGGGGAAGGAAUGCUUUGAGGAAGGCCUGAAGGAUCUGUUAGAAGAUGGUGGUGUUCUUAAGGUAAUGCAUGACUGUCGACUUGCAUCUGACCUCCUCCACCACCAAUUUGGAGUUAACCUCUGUAACAUGUUUGAUACCCAGGUGGCAGAUACUUUUGUUUACCGUAUGUUUAGAGGACAUGGAAAUUGGCCACGUUAUGUGCAGAGUCUGCAGGCUUCACUGUUUGACAAUCUUGAUCUUCCACAGGAACAGAUACAGCUCAUGAAAGUCCGUGCUGCUCACAAAAAGGAGGACCAGGAGGUAUGGAUGGAGAGGCCAGCAGGGCGCCCUCUACUGGAGGCAGCAUGUAAAAAUGUAAUGCACCUUCUUGACUUGCGACUUGUCCUGAUGGAGAAAAUGAUGGCUGAGUUUGUUGCUGGUGUUGAUGUCUAUCUGUCAUACACUAGAGAUGCCAAUAAUGAUGAAGCAAAGAAACACCAGUCGUCCAUUCAUCUUCUGCCCUCAGCCUUCAGAGAUCUUGAUCGCCUUAUGUCUCACAAUUAUGAAAGUUACCGGAAAACAUGUUCUCAGGAUACCAAUGGUUUUAACGAGAACAGUCAAGGUUUGGCUGACCCUGAUGUCAUUGACAGUCGUGAUUCAAUUUGGCGUAUGACAACGAAGGACAACCCAAACAGAUUUAGAUUCAAGGGAACUAUGUACAUGGGCAAGUUUGAACAUCUGAGACUAACAGGUGCCCUUGAGGAUAAGAUAGGUACAUCUGAGGAGGAUAGGAGGAAAUUUGAUGAAAAGCAAAAACCUUCAGAAGAAUCUGGGAAAAAAGUACGAGAUCCAAUUGUACCACAUAGACACAGCUCUUCAAAUACAUACAACCAAUCAGACUUUGAACCAUCGAAAGUUUUAGAAAAUACAACUGACAGUCCCACAUCAAAUAUCUGUAGUGGCAUGAACCAGCCAUCAACUGGUACGCUUAUCCGUUCUUUAGCUAGUAAAAAUGGUGACAUGUCAGAUUCAGAUUCACUUGAAGGCAUUUCCUUGCGUCCUGCAGGUAUUUUGCAGAAAAACAAAAUAGACCGUAGAAAAAAGGGUAAAAAUUCGGAAAUAAGAUCACGGUCUUACUAUGCAGGACCACCUGACUUCAGAGAGAACCCAACUGAAAAAAGUUACCAUUCUGAGAAAGAAAACAGACUGAACAAGUGGUCUCCAGCGCAGUCUUUACAAGAAUUGACUUUGUCACCCAAGUCACUGACUAGAUCAACUCUGACAUCUAACAACACUGAGUAUAAUAGUUAUCAUAGACAAGAAACACCAGUGUCACCACCAGUGUUGCCACAGGCCACACCAGUAUCACCACCAGUGUUGCCACAGGCCACACCAGUAUCACCACCAGUGUUGUCACAAGCCACACCAGUAUCACCACCAGUGUUGUCACAAGCCACACCAGUAUCACCACUAGUGUUGCCACAAUCCACACCAUUGUCACCACCAGAGUUGCCACAGUCCACACCAUUGUCACCACCAGUGUGGCCACAGGCCAUACCAGUAUCACCACCAGUGUUGCCACAGUCAAUGCCAUUGUCACCACCAGAGUUGCCACCAGAUACAAAGAAAGUCUCCCCUCUCCAGGCAUUACAGAGCAGUCUAAAUUCCACAAAUAGUAUACUAGAAAAACAUAGGUUAUUAAACAAUGCUUUCAAAUAGUCCAAUCUGAUGUUUAAAAAACAGGAUUGAAGCAAUAUCAAGAGGAGUCUCAUGCCCAAUGUGUUCAUAUUUAAAGAUUAAAUUUCUUCUUUAUUUUUUCAGUAUUUAUUUGAAAAGAAUAGCUACCUUUUUAGUCGGAUCGAAAACCAAGGUUUUUUUUUUAGUUUUAGUCACUCCAGACAUGUGACAAUUUAGUAAGACCUAGGCACUUUUGAGUCUGUGAAGUUUAUAGUUAACAGCAGAGGUAGACGUGGAUAGGUCUUACAGAAUUUCCAAAGAUUAAAACUAACCAUGAUACCAACAUUGGAAAUAAUUCGAGAGGCAGCUAUUGUUUGGCAAUCCAGUGUUAUUUAUUUACAAUGUUGUUAAAAACAUUCUGUUGGAUUACAAAUCCUUUAGGGGUUUCAUAUCUUCCUUGUUUUUGUGAGUACACUUAAUAAAUUUAUGUGUCCACAAAAUGAUAGACAAUUACAAAUUGACAUGCAUAUUAAAUGAAAGUAAAUUUCUAGAUUAUUGUUCAAUACAAAAUUAAGUGCCCAUAAAGUUUUUGUUUCUUUACUAAAAAAUGUUGAUAAAUUUAUUCUGUAUUGUAUUCAUAAAGAAAAAAUAUAUCUUGACUCAAGUCAGACUGCUGAUUUCUCAAUGCAAAAGUAGCAACUUUCAGCAGGAGUGAAAUUUCAUUCCAAUUGUUUAUGAGUGUCGGGAAAAAACAGUGUUUUUAUGUCAAAAUUGAAUCAAAUCAUAGCAUACACGCAUAGUUAUUAGAUAGAACAUUUUUUACCUUAAAAGUGAUGUUGAUUUCCUACUUCGUUGUCAGAUAAUCAAUGGGAAACAUUUUAAACUUUUUUUUAUUUAUUGUUGAAAAAUUUUAGAAAAUAAAAGAAAUGGGUAAAACAUAAAUCCUA